GCUCCACUCGGAAGCUCUACGAAAAGAAGAUCUUCGAGUACGAGACCCAGAGGCGGAGGCUGUCGCCCCCCAACUCGUCAGCCUCAUUCUCCUAUAGGUUCUCGGACUUGGAUUCAGGAUCUGUGGACUCGGAUAUGUACGAUCUGCCUAAGAAAGAGGACGCCUUACUUUACCAGAGCAAGGGCUAUAACGACGACUACUAUGAGGAGAGUUACUUAAGCACCAGGACUUACGGGGAACCUGAGUCUGUGGGCACAGCCAAAGGCUUCCGCCAGCCUGGGACUUCACUCUCGGAUGCCGACACCUUUCACCACCAGGUACGCGAUGACAAUCUUUUCUCUUCUUCUGAAGAGGAGAGCAAAGAUAGGGAGCGCCCCACGUAUGGCCGGGACAGUGCCUACCAGAACAUCGCGCACUACCGCCCCAUUUCCAGUGUGUCCAGGGGCUCCUUGGGCAUGCCCUACUACCCUUCAUCCUCCUCCAGUUCUUCUGUGUCCUACUCCUCCUCUCCCCCAUCAUGGCUCACCCG
This is a messenger RNA of Tupaia belangeri chinensis (Chinese tree shrew), 529 nucleotides long. RefSeq names its product emerin (gene EMD). The record is from RefSeq and is a predicted model, not a curated record. Lineage: Eukaryota; Metazoa; Chordata; Mammalia; Scandentia; Tupaiidae. Gene Ontology annotation, cellular component: nuclear envelope.